UGCAUGAUAAUAAAAACAUGUCCUUGCCCGUUAUAUAUAAAUAAUUGACUUAAGGACGUUUAUGCAAAUGCGAUGGGGGUCGAUGAGUUGUAGAUUUCUGUGACAGUAAGCUACAGGAAGGCGUAUCUGGAGGUUAAUUACCCUUCCAUAACGCUACUAUUGUGUUCAAUAGAUUACUAUCUAUCAGUAGUUCAAUCGUUGGACUUUUAUAUAGGAAUUCAGACAGAGAAAGACAAUUUGAACUUAGGAUGCCACAUUAUGGUUGAUAUGGUUUAAACAGGAUCAAAAGAAGAAAUGCACAAAUGAAAUUCAUUCGGACCCAUCAACUAAUCAUAUGUGUAAUUGUGUAUUGUAAAGUCGGUGUAUAAUCCUCUAAUCAGUAAGCUAGAUUAGCCAUAACACUAUACUUAUAUAUAUAUGCGUUCACUCUAUUUGUAUGCCAUAUAAGCAGGGUUCAUUAAGGACAUGGGGCUUAUCUAAAAAUGGAGACCACCAUUUCAUACCUAAUAUGUUAUAGAAUAGAAGGAUAUAUGGUGAUCAGGCAAUUCCCAAUUGCACACAGACAACUCAAAUAUUGAUUGUACUUCUUCCUGCAACUAUUGUUAUUCACCUGUAUACAUGAUCAAAAGAUUGGAAAACACAAAUACAGAACAGAUUAUAACACCAUCACCAUGACAACACCAGACGGUGCAGCAAAGAAAUUCCUUUAUACUGGACCUGGGUCUAAAUCUAGAGAUCAAGACGUCAAUCAAGAUUGGAACUAUACACAUAAUAGAGAAAAACGAGAAAGUAAAGGUGAAGCUGUAGACUUGGAAGAUGUGUGGAGUAUAAAGAAAAAUGUUGGUAUAGCCAAUAAUACAUCCGCACCAAAUACUGAUAAAUUUUCACUUAAUGCCGAUACCAAAUUCUACUCAAGAUACAACAGUUUAAAGGAAAAAGAUAAACCCAAUCAAAAUAAAACACCAAGCAGUUUUACCGAUGGUAGUUCAUAUCGCUUGCCACCAGAACUUAGCAAUUCUUUUUCAACUCAACGCCGGAACUCCAACACCAAGAGACAUUCAUUAACAUGUGAAGAUGAGUUCGACUUUUAAUGAUCUGAUGAAAAUUUCAAGAUUUAUAUUACAUGUAUAUUAAUUUCAUAAUUAUUAUGGAGAUUGGAAACUGCUAUAGGAAGUCAGAGGGGAACACUCCGUGUGAUUGCUUUCUACUGGUUUAAAUAUUACUUUAUAUUUGAAGUUGCGUUCUUGAUAACUUAGAUUAUUGAAUUUAACAUACUGAGAUCUAUAACUAUACAAUAAAUUACGUUACAUUGAAGACUUCCCACUUGAACUGUACAUUAGUGGACACGGUUGACGUAUGUGCUCUGUUAUCACAUUACUUUCGUUUUACUGAUUUUAAAACUAUGAUGUAUACAGUGCCGGAUUUACGUAAAGGCUUGUUUAAAACACACUUUCAUCUUCUUAGUGUUGAGGGUACGGGGACUGGGAUGGACCUUAUAAGUGGAAAAAAUUAAGGCUUCUCGUUAUCUAAAUCUGACACUGGAUGUAUACCAUAAUAUUUGUACCACAGUAACAUCCCAGUAAAGACUAAGAUAUGUCGUUGGGCUACCCAUAAACAUUUAAAAGAAAUCUGCAUUGGUUUAAAUCCUUUCGAAUAUCCAAUAUUUUGGCUGGGUUAUCUGCUUUUGAGUUUGAGACAAUUUCUAUGUCCAUGCGCUUACGGUGACAACAUUAGCUUGCCAGCCAAUCUACAUUUUGGGGGUCAAAUAACCCUAAAAUAUUUAAAAAUGAAAAUGUUUCUCGGACUUUGUCAUGUUAGCCCUUUAAUAUUCCCCAUUUUAACCAUAAAAACCCCCCAAUUAAGUGCUGUUAUACAUGUAGUAGAUACAUGAAUACACAUAACAUUAGUGCUAUGAGAAAUAUUUGUAAAGGUAUUGUAGUUUAUCGUAGAGCUAGCUAGCUGUGUAGGGCCUUGGUAAUGUGAUGUGCAAUAUAUUGACAGGGAGGUAAUCUGACUCAUCUUUUGGUUUUUAUUUUACAUAUUAUGUGUGAUGUAGACAAUAAAAAAGUUUGAAAAAUCAAAAA
Messenger RNA from Patella vulgata (common limpet), 2084 nucleotides. RefSeq lists its product as uncharacterized. The coding region runs from base 672 to 1091 and encodes 139 amino acids. NCBI's taxonomy places the organism in Eukaryota, Metazoa, Mollusca, Gastropoda, Patellidae. The record is from RefSeq and is a predicted model, not a curated record. The transcript has 6 exons.